AUGGAAGCCAAGGAUGAGGAGAGGCCUGUCAUAGCGAGACCCGUGGCUUCCAGGCCUUUCAAAAAGUUCAGAUCCUUCACCGAAUUCCUCACCGACGCCAUCCAUGCCUCUCCAUCAGCUUUGGAUCCGGAGAUGCCUGUUCCGAUUAAGCCCAAGAUCACGAGAUUGACGACUUCAGCAACAUGUUCAUCAGUUGAAGAUUUCCUAUCCAUGGUGAGCUGCAGACCCUGACCUGUGUUUUCCCAUCCAAAAGGCCAUGAGCUUCCUGGGUUUAAUGAUCUGAGUGGGAAAAUAUGUCUCAGGACGGAGAUUCUGCUUCAACGAUGCCUGAUUCCUGCGAUUACUCUGUCAGACCCUCGAGAUCAGAUGGAAAUCUCAGCAUCAUACACAAGCCAACAGCAAAGCUCGUCUCAAGGAGCACCGUUUUCUUGGAGAAAAUGGUCUGUGCGAUAGUUCUACUAAUUUCUUGGAAACAUUAGAGAACCAAGUUAAAUCUUUUCUUUCUUUCUUUUUUCUUGUAAAGGGGGAUACAAACAUCUGUCAGACGAUUUCAGAACAGCUUCAAUCCCAGAUUCAUCAUCCGGAGAAAAGGAGGCGUCAGCUCCAGUACCCACAAACCUCCAUCGCUGAUCAAUAUCAGGAACCCAAGUUCAACGCGAUACGGCAAUCAAUGGAACCUCCAAAGGAUUUUGGGAGAACCCUGGAGGAAGAUUUGAAGCCCCAGCUCUCGAUGAACAGCGGGGAUCAGAUCUCCCAUGACGGAUACAACUGGAGAAAAUACGGGCAGAAACAGGUGAAAGGAAGCGAGUACCCUCGGAGCUACUACAAAUGUACUCAUCCAAGCUGCCCGGUGAAGAAGAAGAUCGAGAGAUCGCUUAAUGGGCAGAUAGAAGGGAUCAUCUACAGAGGUGAGCACAACCACCCCAAGCCCCAAACUUCCAAACGCUUCCAGUCAACUUCACAAGGGAGAUCGGCCUCCGAUGGGUACGGGAGAGACGACGGUGCGCAGCCGUUGACCAACGACGAAUCCGAGGGCAGAGUGGAAAGCGCCAGUGAAGUGGGUUGCUCGAUAACUGAUUCAUACAGUGGGAAAGCGUUGACUAAUGUUGAACUCACCACCGAACAAGCGUACAAUACCCAGAUCGGAACUUCCGAAUCUUGUGGAUUUGGGCGAGCAGUCUGUGAAGAGGAAGGGCCUGAUGAACGCAGUUCGAAGGGAAGGUACUCUUCUGGAAUCUCACUCUCCUCCCCCUCGAGUAUCAUCACUUCUAGCUUCGUCCUCAACCUUGGAACUCCCCGUCGCAGAGGAACUACGAAAGCUCUCCCCGAAUCUCACACUGUGGUGCAGACCAGCCCCGAGUCCAGCGCCACGGGGGACGGCUACCAGUGGAGAAAGUACGGCCAGAAGGUCGUCAAGGGAAACCCAUAUCCAAGGUCAACCAUUCCUCCUCUCUCUCUCUCUCUCUCUCUCUCUCUCUCUCUCUCUCUCUCUCUCUCUAAGGUUUGACCUAGAGGAAGCUCGAUCUUAUAUGAAUCUGCGGAACGGUUCGAUGCUGCAGGAGCUACUACAAGUGCUCCGCUCCCAAGUGCAACGUCCGGAAGCACGUCGAGAGGGCGUGGGACGACCCCAACUCCGUCAUCACCACCUACGAGGGGAAGCACAACCACGAGAUUCCGGCUACAAACCCUAAUCCCGAUGGCCCCGAGCAGGAGCCCCUCGCUGCCACGAAGAAGCCCAGGCAGUAA
Molecule: messenger RNA, 1746 nt
Organism: Spirodela intermedia
Lineage: Eukaryota; Viridiplantae; Streptophyta; Magnoliopsida; Alismatales; Araceae
Source: the annotation of a GenBank genome assembly